Molecule: messenger RNA, 2344 nt
Organism: Megalops cyprinoides (Indo-Pacific tarpon)
Lineage: Eukaryota; Metazoa; Chordata; Actinopteri; Elopiformes; Megalopidae
Product: kelch-like protein 28
Exons: 8
Coding region: 159-1808 (549 amino acids)
Molecular function (GO): protein binding
Source: RefSeq, a predicted model, not a curated record
CAGUAUAUGUCGAGCCUCGGCAGCCAAAGAAGUGGAAGGAAGGGGACGGAGGAGAAACCUGCGUAUCGUGCGCUCGGGGUUCCUGCUGUUGGCUUUAUCUCCGCCACCGCAAUAAAAAUAGAUCACGUCGGCACAUCACAAGCGGAAUACACAGUCAGAUGGACCAGCAGGCCCAGUCCUACAUGCUCGCCAGUCUGACGCGGCCGCACUCGGAGCAGCUGCUGCAAGGCCUCCAGCUGCUCCGGCAGGACCAUGAGCUGUGCGACAUCGUGCUGCGUGUGGGUGACUCCAAGAUCCACGCGCACAAGGUGGUCCUGGCCAGCAUCAGCCCCUACUUCAAGGCCAUGUUCACGGGCAACCUGUCAGAGAAGGAGAACUCGGAGGUGGAGUUCCAGUGCAUCGACGAGGCUGCCCUGCAGGCCAUUGUGGAGUACGCAUACACAGGCACGGUGUUCAUCUCCCAGGAGACGGUGGAGUCGUUGCUGCCAGCCGCCAACCUGCUGCAGGUCAAGCUGGUCCUGAAAGAGUGCUGCGCCUUCCUGGAGAGCCAGCUGGAUGCUGGCAACUGCAUCGGCAUUGCGCGCUUCGCCGAGACCUACGGCUGCCAUGACCUCUGCCUGGCCGCCACCAAGUUCAUCUGCCAGAACUUUGAGGAGGUGUGCCAGACGGAGGAGUUCUUUGAGCUGACGCGCGCCGAGCUGGACGAGAUCGUCUCCAACGACUGCCUGAAGGUGGUGACGGAGGAGACGGUCUUCUACGCGCUCGAGUCCUGGAUCAAGUACGACGUGACGGAGCGGCAGCAGCACCUGGCGCAGCUGCUGCACUGUGUGCGCCUGCCACUGCUCAGCGUCAAGUUCCUCACGCGCCUCUACGAGGCCAACCACCUGAUCCGUGAUGACCACGCCUGCAAGCACCUCCUCAACGAGGCACUCAAGUACCACUUCAUGCCUGAGCACCGGCUCUCCUACCAGACAGUGCUGUCCACGCGGCCACGCUGUGCUCCCAAGGUGCUGCUCGCCGUCGGGGGCAAGGCCGGCCUCUUUGCCACCCUGGAAAGCAUGGAGAUGUACUUCCCCCAGACAGACUCAUGGAUCGGGCUGGCCCCCCUCAGCGUGCCCCGGUAUGAGUUCGGUGUGGCGGUGCUGGACCAGAAAGUGUACGUGGUGGGCGGCAUUGCCACGCACAUGCGGCAGGGCAUCAGCUACCGGCGGCAUGAGAGCACGGUCGAGAGCUGGGACCCUGAGAGCAACACGUGGUCCACGGUGGAGCGCAUGGCUGAGUGCCGCAGCACGCUGGGCGUGGUGGUGCUGGCGGGAGAGCUCUAUGCCCUGGGCGGCUACGACGGCCAGUACUACUUGCAGUCCGUGGAGAAAUACGUGCCCAAGGUGAAGGAAUGGCAGCCCGUGGCGCCCAUGACCAAGUCCCGCAGCUGCUUCGCCACUGCUGUGCUGGAUGGCAUGGUGUACGCCAUUGGGGGCUACGGCCCCGCCCACAUGAACAGUGUGGAGAGGUACGACCCCAGCAAGGACUCCUGGGAAAUGGUGGCCCCCAUGGCAGACAAGAGGAUAAACUUUGGGGUUGGGGUCAUGCUGGGGUUCAUAUUUGUGGUGGGAGGACACAAUGGGGUCUCGCACCUGUCCAGUAUCGAGAGAUAUGACCCGCACCAGAAUCAGUGGACGGCGUGUCGGCCAAUGAAUGAACCCCGGACAGGGGUGGGUUCUGCCAUUGUGGACAACUACCUCUAUGUGGUUGGAGGUCACUCGGGGUCGUCCUACCUCAACACCGUCCAGAGGACCCUUUUUUCCUGACAUGGGGACCACGGAGAUGGUCAGUGGGACCUGGGGGGGUGGCGUCGAAAGAGAGGAUACCAAUUGGAAGACACCUUCGAACAGGGAGGAGUCUGCCGUUGCUGGACCGAGAUGAGGACUCUGAUUGGCUGAGCCAUUCAACUGAGAAUUUUGAGGGAGCUCUGUCUCUUUGGUUCAGUUUGGGAACUCUUGUGAGGUUUUUUGUUUGUUUUUUUUUUUUUUGUUACUUUUUAUUUUAUAUCAUUAGCAUUACUGUUUGGGCUGGGACAGGGGCCACCCCCUACCGAGACGCCAUGUGAACUGAACAGGUGAGGGGAAGCCGGCCACUGUCAGUCUGCCCACAUUAUUUUUUGUGUCACAAUGACAUUUCUUGUUUGUUUCUUUUCUAUUACCCAUACGUUGACUUUUAUUCUUUUUUUACGUUUUCCUGCUAUGAAGAUGAAAGAGUGUUCCCGGCUUUUUUUGGUUAAUCCUAAAUGUGUGUGUAUGUUUGUGCAUGUAGGACUAAAUAAGAAUGCGCGUGCGUGUGCCCGCGU